Messenger RNA from Sorex fumeus (smoky shrew), 722 nucleotides. It is a transcript of the gene FAM163B, whose product is annotated as family with sequence similarity 163 member B. NCBI's taxonomy places the organism in Eukaryota, Metazoa, Chordata, Mammalia, Eulipotyphla, Soricidae. The coding region runs from base 264 to 722 and encodes 152 amino acids. The transcript is spliced from 3 exons. The record is from RefSeq and is a predicted model, not a curated record.
CCGGCGCGGAACCGGGCUGCCAGCCGCGCGCGUGCCGGGAGCCAGCCGGGAGCCAGCCGGGCCGUCCGGAGCCGCGCGGCCGCAGCGGGGCUGCCAGGGCUCCCGCCGAGCUCGCACUCGCCUCUCCACGCCGCCGAGCCGAGCCGGGGACGGACGGACGGUCGGACGCGGGACGGACCUCCCCGUCACGUGCGCCCAAGUCCUCGGCUGGCGGGGCAGCGCCGUUCCCAUGGUUCAAGGAAGUUGAUGGAGACGGGGGGCGGAUGACAGCCGGCACGGUGGUGAUCACUGGGGGCAUCUUGGCGACUGUGAUUCUGCUCUGCAUCAUCGCGGUGCUGUGUUACUGCCGGCUCCAGUAUUACUGCUGCAAGCGGGAGGAGCUGGAGGACGAGGAGGAGGAGCCGGACUUCGCGGUGCACGCGCCCCUGCCCCCGCUGCGCCCCAGCCGCCACCUGCUGCUCGCCAACGGGCCCCUCCACGCCGCCGCCCUGCGCCCCAAGUCGCCGCCCGCGCGCGCCCUGUGCCGCAGCUGCUCCUACUACGAGCCGCCCAGCUUCUGCCUGCAGGAGCCCGAGGAGGACCUGCGCAACGGGGGCGGGCGCGUGGCCUUCCGCAGCCUCAGCCAGGAGGACCUGGGCGGCCUGCAGGCCCUGGACCCCGGCCGCCUGUCGGCCAUGCGCGAGGCCUUCUCCCGCAGCCGCAGCGUCAGCACCGACGUGUGA